Molecule: messenger RNA, 1326 nt
Organism: Raphanus sativus (radish)
Lineage: Eukaryota; Viridiplantae; Streptophyta; Magnoliopsida; Brassicales; Brassicaceae
Product: probable protein S-acyltransferase 1
Biological process (GO): peptidyl-L-cysteine S-palmitoylation; protein targeting to membrane
Cellular component (GO): endoplasmic reticulum; Golgi apparatus
Molecular function (GO): protein-cysteine S-palmitoyltransferase activity
Source: RefSeq, a predicted model, not a curated record
GUCAGUUUCAUUCCCCGACCAAGAACCACGACAUGUCUUGUCAGAAUCAUGAACGUAAAAGGAUGAUCUAUCAAAUCUGGCCCGGAAAAAAUAAAUUCUUAUGCGGGGGAAGACUAGUGUUUGGUCGAGACGCAUCUUCACUUCUUCUGACUACAUGCAUGAUAGGAGGCCCAGCUAUCACUUUCUGCAUCAGAAUAGCUUUCUUGAUCGGAGAUCGCCGCCCUUUAUUCCAUUCUCUGGUUAUGAUUCCUGCACUUCUUCUCACAAUCAUGGACUUCGCAUUUCUCUUCUUGACAUCAACCAGAGACCCUGGUAUCAUCCCAAGGAACAGAGAAGCUCCCUCUGAGGUUAUCCCACAAUCACUUGAAUGGGCGAGAAACAAAGUAAAACUACCUCAAACGAAAGAUGUAAUGGUGAAUGGCUUCACCGUCAAGGUUAAGUUCUGCGGUACCUGUAAGCUGUACCGUCCUCCUCGCGCCUCUCACUGCUCAAUCUGUAACAACUGUGUCCAAAAGUUUGAUCAUCAUUGUCCAUGGGUUGGUCAGUGCAUCGCCUUGCGUAACUAUCCGUUCUACGUGUGUUUCUUGUCAUGUUCAACACUCCUCUGCAUCUACGUAUUAGUCUUCUCAUUGGUCAGCAUGCUUGAAGUCCAUGGCCAAUUCUAUGUCCUCAUCGCUGAUGACUUGAUAUUAGGUGUUCUUGCUCUUUACUGCUUUGUUGCCGUCUGGUUUGUUGGUGGACUCACUGUCUUCCACUUCUACCUAAUCUGUACUAACCAGACGACAAGUGAGAGUUUCCGGUGCCAUUAUGAUAAAAAGGAGAACCCUUACCGAAAGGGCGUCUUAAAGAGCUUCAAGGAGGUGUUCUUGGCUGAAAUCCCACCACCUUUAAUCAAUUUUAGAGAUUGGGCGCAAGAAGAUGAUGUGGAGGUGGGUUCUAUUGCCGCAGAGGUGGUCAGAGCCUUUGGGUCUCGAGACAUGGAAAUGAGCAGUAGCAAACCAGAUAAUGGUAGCUGCAGUUUACGCCUUCAGAAGCUGGAGUACAAAAGUAACAUUGAUGCAAGUGUCAAGAAGAUAAGUGUAGAUGAAGGCGCUGCAUGGAUUGACACGGUUUAACAAGGACCAGGGAAUUUAAAGAGAAACUCGAGCAUGGAUGUGAGAUCAAGAUAGAGCAAAACAAAACAAAGAGUUGUAAUUCAAAGCCAUGUACCUUUGUCUUUUCUCGUCAAAAUUGACAUUUAAACCUUUUCACAUUUAUAACAAGAGUUUAGUGUAUAUAGUUGCUUUCCUGCGUGGUAAUUCAAUUUGGUGUAUUUCAUUGGUUAGU